Lethenteron reissneri (Far Eastern brook lamprey) is the source of this 1717-nucleotide messenger RNA. RefSeq lists its product as uncharacterized. Lineage: Eukaryota; Metazoa; Chordata; Hyperoartia; Petromyzontiformes; Petromyzontidae. The record is from RefSeq and is a predicted model, not a curated record.
ACGUCCCGACUCGCAGCCCUGCGGCGCCUUCAGCCGGAGCAGACCUCGCUGCGUCAUGGAACGGGGGCACGGGGACUCGAGGAGAGGUGUCCUCCUGCACGCGCGGCGACCCGGGUUUGGAGUCGAACCUGCGUCCCGCAGCUCUGCGGUAGGCGGCGCUGCGAGGCUGGGUGAGCCCGUGUCGCCGUGGCUGUCGGCACGCUCCGUCAGCCGCCUGCAGGAGCGUGCGUGCGUGGACACGAGACGGAGCAGAGCCGCCACUCAACCCGUGCUGGAUUCGGAGGAGGAAUUCGCGCGUCAGGUGCGCGCUUACCUGGCGCACGAGGAGGUGAUGCGCGUGCGGCGAGCUGAGCUGAGCUUGGCGCGCUGGGAGGAGCGCGCACGGCGAGAGAUGAGCGCGGGGCCCGGAGCGCAGCGGGUGCCUGGGCCGGGUCUGAGCUCGCAGCGAGAGAUGAGCGCGGGGCCUGGCGAACAGCGGGUGUCUGGGUCGAGGCUGAGCCCCCAGCGGGAGAUGAGAGCGGGGCCUGGCGAACAGCGGGUGUCUGGGCCGGGUCUGAGCUCGCAGCGAGAGAUGAGCGCGGGGCCUGGCGAACAGCGGGUGUCUGGGUCGAGGCUGAGCCCCCAGCGGGAGAUGAGAGCGGGGCCCGGCGAACAGCGGGUGUCUGGGUCGGGUCUGAACGCACGGCGGGAGUUGAGAGCGGGUCCCGGUCCGCAGCGGGAGCUGCACGCGCGCUACCUGGCGCACGUGGGCGAGAAGGGCUUCGUGUUCCUGGACUCGUUUGACCCCUGGGAGUACGACCCCUUCGCUCUGUCUCCACGGGGACGCGCCGUGAAACAGAGAUUUACAAGCGCGUGCCCGAGGCUGGGCCACGCGAGGCGCGGGGCCACGUGCAGCACCUGAGCACGCUCCUGUACUCACCUGAGCACGCACCUGCACGCACCUGCACGCACCUGCACUCACCUGCACUCACCUGCACGCACCUGCACUCACCUGCACGCACCUGCACGCACUUGCAUGCACCUGCACUCACCUGCACUCAUCUGUACGCACCUGCACUCACCUGCACGCACCUGCACGCACCUUCACGCACCUGCACUCACCCGCACGCACCUGCACUCACCUGCACUCACUUGCACGCACCUGCACGCACCUGCACUCACCUGCACUCACCCGCACUCACCUGCACGCACCUGCACGCACCUGCACACCUCCCAAACCCACACGCACAUCCACAGAGCUGCACACCCUAUCCCUACACACAUACAACGAUCCCCCGUGUAGUAUUUAACAGACUGUUGGGGCAAGUGCUGUUAGCGAGCACCUAUGAAGGCCGGCACAGCACACGAGGGGCUGGGUGGUGACCACCACGCCCGGCCGCCUUUGUCUCCCUAGUGGCGAUGUUUACACACCGCACCAGGUAUUCAUUUGAGGCUGAGUCGACCUACCGGAGGCCCAGGGCCGGUUCAGAUAAUCGUCAUUGGUGUUGGCCGUCAGCAGGAAUUGAACUCGGGUCGCUGGGUUCGUAGCGCAGCGUGCUAACCGCUGCGCCACUGCUCCACAUCUGCCCUUGCACUUUUCGUUACGUGGGCCCUACCGGAAGCACUUGUCACCACACUGCAGGUCAGAAUACACGCUCACCCACCCACUCACCCACUCACUCACCCACCCACUCACUCACCCAGCCACUCACUCACCCACCCACUCACUCACCCACCC